AUGUGGGUCUACGUCGGUCUCGCGGUCAUCUUUCUCGCCCUGAGAGCAAUCUAUCGUUUGUACUUCCACCCCCUCGCCAAAAUCCCGGGCCCAAAGCUGGCAGCCAUCUCGAGUCUGCCAGAAUUCUAUCACGAUGUGAUCCGCGAUGGGAGAUAUUUGUGGGAAGUCGAGAAAAUGCACGAGAAAUAUGAAGCAGGCCCUGUAGUGCGGAUCAACCCCUAUCAGGUUCAUAUUAAUGACCCCUCGUUCUAUGGCGAGAUCUGCGCCUCUGGCGGCCGCAAGCGGGACAAGAGCUUCGCCGCGAUGGCUGGUCUUCGCUCAAGCGAAUCACUCCCCAGCAUCAUCGACCACGAUCAUCACAAUGUCCGCAGGAAACAUCUCAACCCUGUAUUCUCCAAGAAAGCUAUUGUGGAAAUUGUUCCUAUGAUCCAGCGAAAGAUUGCCAUGGUUAUGGAAGACCUCGAGACAGCCUACAAUACCGAAGGUCGCGUGGUGGAUCUCGAGCACGAGUUUACGGGCCUGACAGCCGACACAGUAACCGAAUUCACCUACGGCAAAGACCUGGGAUUUCUCCGAGAUAAGCAAUUUAAUAAUGUUAUCUUGGGUGCCAUGCGCGAAAUGACGGACCAGUUCCAUGUCAACCGCUUUUUUCCGUUUCUAACCCCCCUCCUCAGCCACCUUCCACCUUGGUUUAUGUGCCAGUUCCGGCCCAAGUUGGCUGGUAUUUAUGAGCUACAGAAGAGAAUCAACAAGGAGCCCGUGAUCAAGAAUCAUGGUAUCAACACGGUGAUGGAAACUUUGACUGAUCCCUCCAUGCCUGCCGAGAUCAGGUCCCCUGAGUUCAUCCGCGAGACCGUGAACAUCAUCCUGGGCGCCGCAACUGAGCCUACGAGCGGCACCCUACUGAUGGGUAUCUACCAACUAGUGCAACAGCAGCCUCUCUGGCUUAAGCUACGCGAGGAACUCAAGGCGGUGAUGCCUGCACCGACAGACGCCCCUUCGUGGCUGCAAUUAGAGCAGCUUCCACUAAUGCGGGCCGUGUUCCACGAAGUGCUCAGAUUCUCGCCCGGUACUAUUCGCAUCGCACGUGUGGCCACGCAGGAAACCUUAGUUUGUCAGGGCCACGCCAUGCCACCAGGAAGUACCGUUAGCGCCAGCGCACGCCUAAUCCAUAUGCACGAGGAUCCCUUCCCCGACCCACAUUCUUUCAACCCGGAUCGCUGGCUCGAGGCAGACCCCAAGCAGCAUAACAAAAUGCUCCAGGCCUUGGUCCCUUUCUCGCGAGGACCCCGGAACUGCAUCGGUUAUAAUCUCGUUACCGCGGAAGUCUAUAUGGUUCUCGCUGCUAUCAUCCGUCGAUUCGAUAUGGAGUUAUAUGACACUUCUCCCGCAAAUGUCGCGUUUGAACGCGAUUGUGUCGUGGCCCGACCUGUUUCUGGAUUUUGGAAUGUCAAGGUCCGCCUGACUGGUGUCGCCACGAACUGA
Molecule: messenger RNA, 1485 nt
Organism: Talaromyces rugulosus
Lineage: Eukaryota; Fungi; Ascomycota; Eurotiomycetes; Eurotiales; Trichocomaceae
Exons: 5
Coding region: 1-1485 (494 amino acids)
Molecular function (GO): heme binding; oxidoreductase activity, acting on paired donors, with incorporation or reduction of molecular oxygen; iron ion binding
Source: RefSeq, a predicted model, not a curated record